Molecule: messenger RNA, 1197 nt
Organism: Cutaneotrichosporon cavernicola
Lineage: Eukaryota; Fungi; Basidiomycota; Tremellomycetes; Trichosporonales; Trichosporonaceae
Gene: PUB1
Exons: 4
Coding region: 1-1197 (398 amino acids)
Molecular function (GO): mRNA binding
Source: RefSeq, a predicted model, not a curated record
AUGUCUACCGCCUUUGCGCCCUAUGGCGUGACCCCAGGCCAAGCAGCCGAGGCGCCAAAGAAGCCGCAUCUCUACAUUGGCAACCUUAGCCCCCGUGUGACCGAUCAGAUGCUGGCCGAGAUCUUCCAAGUCGCCGGCGACGUCGUAUCGGCAAAGAUUAUCCAGGACCGCAACUUCCAGCAUGGCGGGUACAACUAUGGUUUUGUCGAGUACACGGACAUGCGCAGCGCCGAACAAGCUCUGGGCACGCUCAAUGGCCGCAAGAUCUUCGACGCAGAGAUCCGUGUCAACUGGGCGUACCAGGGGCAGGGAAACCGCGAGGACACGCAGCAUCACUUCCAUGUAUUCGUGGGCGACCUGAGCCCCGAGGUCAACGACGAUGUGCUCGGCAAGGCGUUCCACCAGUUCCCGACCAUGUCUGAGGCGCGCGUCAUGUGGGACAUGAACUCGGGCAAGAGCAGGGGCUACGGCUUCCUGUCGUUCCGGGACAAGGUCGAUGCCGAGAAGGCGAUCGCAACGAUGAACGGCGAGUGGCUCGGCUCGCGCGCAAUCCGUGUCAACUGGGCGAACCAGAAGACGCAGACGGGUGGAAGCCGCACGCUCAUGGGCGGUGCGCCGCCCAUGGGCAACAGCUUUGCGGGCCAGCUGCCGUUCGAGCAGGUCGUCUCCCAGACGCCAGAGUACAACACAACCGUCUACGUCGGCAACCUCAUCCCGUACACGACGCAGGCCGACCUCCUCCCCAUCUUCCAGGCGUACGGGUACAUUGUCGAGAUCCGCAUGCAGGCGGACCGUGGCUUUGCGUUCGUCAAGCUUGACUCGCACCAGAACGCUGCGAUGGCCAUCACCCAGCUGCAGAACCACCUCGUUCACGGCCGCCCGAUCAAGUGCUCGUGGGGCAAGGACCGCCAGACGGAAGCGCCGGGUUUCAUGAUGUACCACCAGACCAACAUCCAGUACCCAGGCUGGCCAGGGUACGGCGGUAUUCCUGGGCAGCCUGGCUCACACCCCGUCGGAACCGGAGCCCCCGAGGUCAACGGCAACGGCAACGGGUGGGACGCUGCGAGCGCGCACGCCGCGCCACCAUUCUUCCCCCAGGUCCAGGGCUGGGGCGGGUUCUACGGCCAGGAGGGUGUUCCUGUCGUUCCGACGCCACCCCAGCAGCCGACCCCUCCUAACGGGCACCCUUCAGCGUAG